This is a messenger RNA of Anolis sagrei ordinatus, 992 nucleotides long. It is a transcript of the gene NDUFAF2, whose product is annotated as NADH:ubiquinone oxidoreductase complex assembly factor 2. Gene Ontology annotation, cellular component: mitochondrion; membrane. Lineage: Eukaryota; Metazoa; Chordata; Lepidosauria; Squamata; Anolidae. Gene Ontology annotation, biological process: mitochondrial respiratory chain complex I assembly. The record is from RefSeq and is a predicted model, not a curated record.
CUCUCUUGCCUGCGGCCUGUCAGAGCCUCGGCGCCAUGAGCGCGGUUUGGCGGCUGUUGCGCUCCGUGAAGCUCCGCGCUUUCGGUCCGGCCAAAGAGUAUGUGGGCAGCGACCCCUUCGGGAACCAGUACUACCGCAUCCCAAAGCACGAAACCUGGGCAGGACAAAUGAUUAAAGAGAGAAGAUUUGUGGAAGCAGCAGGUGUUAAGGAAUACGAGUAUCAAACAGGGGACAUUCCAGUAGAAUGGGAAGCUUGGAUUCGGAAAAAAAGGAAUGAUCCACCUACAAUUGAAGAAAUUCUGAGGGCACAGAAGUAUCAAGAAGAGAUGAAAAGGAGGAUUGAAGAUGUUUAUGAAAAGGAGAGGCUCCUGCAGGCCAAAGAAUACAAAGAGGGACUUGUGGCAGAACCACGUCAAACUCAGAUUAAAGGCCAUGCAUCCUCCCCUCACUUUGGAAAGAACGAACCUUCCGAAGAGCCAGUCAGUACAGCAAAUAUAUUUCAGCCUGGAUCUUGGAUGCCUCCCAAGGACAGUGGCCGUAACAAAUAAGAAGUUAGAAAUAUCAGGAGAUAGGCAAAUAAUAAGAAAUGACUGUCUGAUGCAUGUCUAUCCUUUUGCAUUACUUGAAGAAUUGUUUGAGUAAAUGGAGGAAAAAAUCUUAUAAUUAAGAUGUAAGGAUUUAUUAACUGCUCAUGUUGUAUAAUUCAUAGAUAAUUUGUGUAACUUCAACUUUGGAAGGAGUUGGUAUGAUAAUGGUAUGAUAAUGAUCAGGGCUGGAGAAUCUCUCUGGCUUCCACAUGUUUUGAACUACAGCUGCCAUAAUACUAUACCGUUGGCCAUAUUAUCUGCAGAUGAUGACAGAUGAAGUCCCAAACAUGUAAUGGCCAAAGGGACUCCAGGUGAUAUAAUUAUAAAGUACAACGGUGAAUAUAAAAAGAAGCACUGAAUAUAAUUAUAAUUGUUCAGCCAUGAGUAAAUUAGUUCUUUCAUACA